Molecule: messenger RNA, 773 nt
Organism: Heterobilharzia americana
Lineage: Eukaryota; Metazoa; Platyhelminthes; Trematoda; Strigeidida; Schistosomatidae
Source: the annotation of a GenBank genome assembly
ACAUUCAAACACAGCGCUCGUUUCGAAGUGUGGAGGACAGGAUAGUAUGAAAUUAUGAGACCCCAGUCAAAUCACAAACCCAACGUUUUGGACAUCAAGUCAGAGCUUUUUGACCUACUCAGGCAACGGAAAAGCCUAACAGAAACACUUGCUGCAUUAGAACGUCAGAUAUACCUGUUUGAAGGUAGUUAUCUUGACGACACAGCACCAUACGGGAACAUUAUCAAGGGUUGGGACCGAUACUUGAUGUCUAACACGUCGAACUCCACGAUCACUGAUAAACGUGCUAGGAAAUUUCGUGAUUCUGAUCGUCUUUUUUCAAGAUCUUCAGUGACUUCAGUUUCGUCUUUGAAUUCGCAGAAUGAAAAUGAAUCUGGGGUUCCUAAUGUACCUCCGACUAACACACAUAUGAGUGGACACUACAAUCAAUCGUCUCCUAAUUUCUUGGCUGAUGGGUUUCCAAGUAAUCAGUUUUCGCAAGUUGGCAAGAAUUUCUCCAGUUACAGCAGCCCUUCACAAACGGGGAAAAAGAAAAAAUCCAGGCAACGGUGAAAUUCGCUUUUUUGAAUAGUUUAUAAUUUUAUGUUAGUGUAUCAGGUACAAAUAUAUACUGAAAAAGCCGCAAGAAUGUAUUCUUAAAAGAAAAGAAAACUUGUUAGUUGGUUUUCUGUUACUUAUUGUACCGUCUGUUCUGAAAAUCAAGCUUAGGUGAAAUAUAAGGAGAUUGUUUUUGAGGUGGCGUGUGUACUUUCUAUAAUAACGGUAUGGCGUAA